This is a messenger RNA of Syngnathus typhle (broad-nosed pipefish), 4516 nucleotides long. Its product is annotated as raftlin-like. The transcript has 10 exons. Bases 377 to 2167 code for a protein of 596 amino acids. NCBI's taxonomy places the organism in Eukaryota, Metazoa, Chordata, Actinopteri, Syngnathiformes, Syngnathidae. The record is from RefSeq and is a predicted model, not a curated record.
CUGCACGCCAGACGUCGACUCGAAGCUGCCGGGUCACAACACUCGCAUCCAGACGAUCACGUGAACGCGCGGACACACAGGGUCGCGCGCACGAGCACAGAAAAGGGGGGGGGCAAGAAGAAGAACAGAAGGAGGAGGAGGUGGUGAAUAAUGUGACAGGAUGUGGUUUCCCUGAGCUGGCAGAACAUCCGCACGCAUCAAGCGGGGACUUGAAGAGUCUUGACGGCCGCUUCUGGAGUACUGCGUUCAGCCACAUAGGAGAGCUCGGAACCAAAACCGCCUUAACCUUCGUCCACGCGUGGGAUGCUUCGCUCCGCGUGACGCUGACUCUACUUUAAUCCACAGCGAGAGUGUCGGCGGUACACCGAGUGGCGUCAUGGGCUGCGGACUGCGUAAGAUGAAGCCUACGUCGGCCGAGAAGUCACCGGGCAAGAUUUACUCCACGCUCAAAAGACCUCAGGUGGAGACCAAAGUGGGCGUGGCCUACACCUACCGCUACCUGGAUUUCCUCAUCGGCAAGGACGGCGGGACGUCCACGUUGCGUCUGUCGUCGGUGCGAGAGCUGCCGGAACAGUUGCAGGAGCUUUACCAGCAAGGCUUCCUCCUGGCCGCCAUCCACCCGUUCAUCCACCCCUGCGGCCCGGAAUCCAACAGCCCGCAACACCAACUCUACCGAGCCAUCUUGGUUCAGAUCAACGAUGGGGUGGACAGGAGGCAGGCGGUGUGCCCGCCGUGCAGGCUGCAGUUGGAGCAGUGUGUGCCCGCAGAGCAGGUGCCAACCCCGGAGCUCAUCCAGGGCUACGUCAAAAAGCAGAUCCAGGACGCGGCUGAGCAGGGUGUCACAUUUGUGGGCUUCGUGCAAGAACCCUACGGGGCACCCUGCACCAUGAUCCGAGAACCAGACACCCCCUCGCUUUCCCUGCACUCCAGCCCCAGCUCUGUGCUGGGCUCCCUGGGGAGCUGCAGCCCCUCCGACCCCUCCAGUCCCACCCGCCACGGACAUCCAGAAAAGGAGACAAACGCGUGCGAGAACUCGGGGAAUCACUCGGGGGGACUCUCCGUGGCUUCGUCACCGAUAUCUGAGGAGUUGACGGAGGAGGCGGAGUCGCUGUGCCAGAACAACAGCGCACCAGAGACAAAGCAGCGGAGCAGAUACCAGCAGAGAACCUGUGGGGCUGAACUUCUGGCUUUGUUCAACCACCCGGCGGUGCGUGAGGGUGGCACGGUGAAGUACUACACGGUCAAGGUGCCGCUGCGAGUGCACGCCGGCAUCAACGGCGGCGGCGGCGGCGACGUCCGAGAGGUGGAAGCGAACUGGCUGGAUCACAUGACGCAGCACUUUAACAACGGAGCCUCGCUGGUCGACGGACACUUCUACCUCGGAGACGUUGACGAUUUGCUUCCCAAGUCGGUGGAGAGCGUCUUUGUGUUCCAGGAAGCCAGCCAAGGCGAGGCCAAUACUACCUACGACGCCAUCGUGGUGGAGCAGUGGACCGUCAUUGACGGUUUACAGGUGAAGGCUGACUAUGUCCCCCUGCUGCAGUCCUUGGCGAUGUACGGCUGGAGACUCACCUGUGUGCUGCCGACGCCCGUCAUCAAGACCAACAGUGAUGGCAGUCUGGCGACCAAGCAGAUUGUGUUUCUGCAGCGACCAGUCCUGAGCCGGAAGCAGAAGGAAUCCAAGAAACUGAUCUUCAAACCUCGUGGUAAGGCCAACAAAAAUGGCGUCAAAAACAAAGAGAAGAAGACAAACCCCAAAUCGGAAAAAGGCAUUCCCGAUCGUAAGGAAAAUGGCGAGAAACCAAAUGACGAAAAGAUUGAAGACCAGAACGCUGUCAAGGUUGAAACUGUUCAAACAAAGGAAGAAGCGGAAGUCGUAGAAGAGAUAGAAAAGGAAACCUUUGAACUUGACGAGGAGGGAUUGGCAGAGUCUCCGGAGAGGACAGACGUCCAAGAAGUCACAGAAACUGCGGCUGACAAAAAAGACGACCAGAUGGUGGACGAGCGAGAAGUUCAAGUUUCAGUGGAAAAUGGCCUAGAAACGGACGAAGAUAAAAAUGAAGACGAACCAGACCAGAACCAAUGCACGAUUGAAGAAUCAGUUGGCCUGGACCUCAAGGGUACGGUGGCAGAUUCACAGAGCCCAAAUGAAAUCCUCCAAGAGUAGCCGAGAAUUUGAAAAGCCCUACCUCGAAAACCUCAAGACAGGGUUCACACCAAACAUUAUUGGGACUUGGAGCACCAUCGACUUUGAAAUCUGCCAUCUUUCAUCUACCGACUGCUGUAUAACCACACCUUGUGAAUGUACCACGUAUCCUGAAGGAAGCAAAUGAAGAUGCUCGGACUAGACUUGGAUCGAGUCUAUUAGCUGGCCGUCGCCUUUUAAUGGCCAGACUGAUAUCUGCGGGAAAAGUUAUUUUUGGACUCUUGUUGAUCUAGGUGACAAACUUAAAGUCUAAAGACCACUGGCCAACCUCCGUCAUACUGCUGACUGCCUAAGGACAGAAAAGACUUGAUUCAUUCAACUCUACGGGAUCUGAAGUGCUGGGAGUGGGAUUCCUUUGCGACAGGCAAUCCAAAGUUAGCGACACAAUGUUGACGGCUACGCUCACCUCGCAUACAGAAUGUUCCGAACAAGCGGAUGUGAUAUUCACGGGACUAUAAUGUAGCUUUUAUCUAUCGUAUCGUAAACAACGUAUGCUAUGAAACUCGACUUCUGUAGCCGUGUCUCUUGCCAUACUGAGGAUUUGACGAAUAUAUUCCAUUAAAUUUCACUUGACAGCAGCCUUUGAUAAAAAAAAAAGCACUUUUCUGAAAUGUCCAUUCAUGCCAGGGAAUGAAUUGAGAAAAUGGUGCCUGCGGCGCGUAAAACGAAAUGAACUGACUCGUUUUAAAGUAAUAGCGGUUAGCAUGGCUCUUACCUGCGGCUAUUAAAGCGCUCCUCAGCGGGUGUUGUUUAGAACAGUGAGCGAGUCGUGAGAUGGCGUUGAUUGCCUAAAGGCCGGACGGCGGGUGGGUCGCUAAGGUGAGCGGCGACCGCAUCCGCUACACGAAUCGCCCGUUAGCUCGCUAAUGGUUUUUGUCAGUAGGGCAUCUGUCAGGAAUUGUGCAUUUCUUACAAAAGGAGACCGAGGGAUUGAUUUAGCCACGGCGGUAUCGACAAUAAUGUCGAGCCCGGGUAACUUAGCAAAUAGCUUUGAGAUUUCACGCAAUUCACACUUUGACGUGAACGGAAUGAUUUUUUCUGGUUUGAUUGUUUUGCUGUUUAAAUGUUACAAUUACACCCAACGAGACGCCGUGUUUUGUGCUGUCCAUGUGUUGUCUGGUGCUGUUUUGUGUAGAGCGGAAAACACACGAGACCAGCUUAGCCUUAAUUAGACAAAUUCUCAAUAAUUUUUUUUUUUUUUUUUUUAAAGCUGCCUUUUUAACGACUUUCCCAUGCACAAAAAUAUUUUGCUAGUGAGGCGCCUGCCUAUCCUACUGAGGCUUCAAGCUACCUCCCGAGGGUUUCUUGGUUUUCAGCUUGAUGUCUACGCCCUUCCCGAUGGCAAAAUGUGAGGUCAUACUUAAUGGCAGCCCAGGUUCAAGGGUCACAUUUGGCCGCCGGAUUGAUUUUUCCAGAGGAUAGAAGCACUCUUAAUUGUGUUCCAAGAUGUGAGGAACAUUCUCUCACUGGCUUUUGGCUGCUCCUGGGCUUUCAUUGAAUGUUUUAUUUCGUGCUUUACAAUGAUUUAUGCAAAUGGCAUGGCGCUUGGGCGCCACAGAGCUCAUGUAGUUUUUUUUUUUUUUUUUUUUAUACAGGUGUUACUUGGUUUACAUAUGGUUGGGAACAAAAAAAAAUCUGACAGUGACGAUAUCAAGGUUUUGCGAUACUGUAUUGUGACGAUAUUAUACGUUGCCCAUUGACCAUAAAAAUACACGAGUGCUAACAUGCUAACAUGUGACAGCGGAUGUUACAAACCGGACACCAUGUUUUUUUUUCAUUACGGUCAACAAUCCGUACGUCAUGCUGGUGAAUCGGCACCCGAUCGUGGCUGAUAACGAUUCGGUCCUUGGUGGUAUCGACGUUUUAUCACGUCGUAUCAAAAGUUGUCAAUUCUGCCUUGAGGAGUUUAUUUUCAUCGUUAGAAGGAAUUUAGAUUCACCGGUUUGCUUUUUCCUGGCUAUUUUAAACAUGGCAAUCAGCAACACCCUUGACCUGCCGUCCCCUCAGUGACAUCAUCAAGGUCACAUGAUAGCACUUUGUUUGUCUUAACAUUCCAUUCGGACAGGCAUCGACGGUCGUACCUUGACGAACAUUUUGUGGGUAGUUGUGUUUUAUUUGUUUGGUCAGGAAAGAGACAUUUAAAAUUUUCAACAUUCCAGCUGCCUGUUUUUGUGUGUAAAAACAAUGCCAGUGAUGGUGUCAAAGUAUUCUUUAUCUGUGUGCUGUCCCGUCCAUCGACGUUGUUAUUGUUAGCCGCCGCUACUGCAUCUGUACAAUUUGUACAUUAUAAAACUAUUUAUAUUUAAUGUC